AUGCCGUGGCUGUCCAUCAUCGGCAUCGGCGGCUCGCGCUUCGCGUUCUCCACUGACAACGCAACCGUACUGAAAGGCUACGAGGAGAUCCAUUCUGGCAUCCACUCGCCGCGCCUGGCGCUCACACCGCUGGGCAACGUGCGGCAAUUUAUUCGGGCGAUUACGGCGCUUCCCGAAGCCGUGUGUCUGCAGAUGGCCUGGGAUGUUGCCGCCGGUCUGGAAUAG
Messenger RNA from Thermothielavioides terrestris NRRL 8126, 225 nucleotides. RefSeq lists its product as uncharacterized. NCBI's taxonomy places the organism in Eukaryota, Fungi, Ascomycota, Sordariomycetes, Sordariales, Chaetomiaceae. The transcript has 2 exons. The coding region runs from base 1 to 225 and encodes 74 amino acids. The record is from RefSeq and is a predicted model, not a curated record.